Messenger RNA from Alosa alosa (allis shad), 2083 nucleotides. RefSeq names its product asparagine synthetase domain containing 1 (gene asnsd1). The record is from RefSeq and is a predicted model, not a curated record. Bases 1 to 1851 code for a protein of 616 amino acids. The transcript has 3 exons. Lineage: Eukaryota; Metazoa; Chordata; Actinopteri; Clupeiformes; Clupeidae. Gene Ontology annotation, molecular function: asparagine synthase (glutamine-hydrolyzing) activity.
AUGUGUGGAAUUUGUUGUGUGGUGAGCCUGUCCCCUCAGUCUCUCGUCUUAGCGGACCGAGUGCAGAAAAACCUAAUCAACCGGGGCCCUGACAACAGCCAGGAUGUAACAAGAACUGUGAUUAAUACGGAUUUCAAAUGCCUGUUCUCAGCCCAUGUCCUUCAAAUGCGAGGCUGCCUGACCCCGCAACCACUUCAAGACUCUGCAGGUAACCUGCUCCUUUGGAAUGGGGAGGUCUUUGGCGGCCUUGAAGUGGGACCAGAAGAAAAUGACACUGUAGUUCUUCUUGAGCAUCUGUCAGCCCAAGAAGACGCCACGGGUAUAUGCAGCGUCUUGUCUCGGGUCCGUGGGCCUUGGGCGUUCGUGUACUACCAGGUGGCAGAGCACUGCAUUUGGUUUGGCAGAGAUUAUUUUGGCAGGAGAAGUCUGCUCUGGCAUCUUGACCCCGAGGAUGUGAUUUUGACACUCACAUCUGUGGCGUCAUGCCUCUUGAUCUGUGAUCAGUCCCAGUGGCAUGAGGUGCCUGCGGCUGGCGUUUACAGACUUGAUCUGAAAGACUGCGCCUCCCAUCGUAAGAAACUGACCAUAGAGGUCUUCCCAUGGGUUACCACUGAUGACCAUCCAACUGCUCACACUCCUGACUAUACGUGGGAAGACCUGCCAACGUAUGCCACCAUAGUGCCAAAUCUCUGUGGUGUGUUCCUCCAAUCUCCUGUAUGCCCUAUGAAUAUGAGCAUGUCGGCACCCGAGAGACCCUUAGGAAAUGUCCAGAGCCCCAAGCUUUCUCUGGAGGACUUAGAAGAGCUUUUAAAGCAAAGUGAGAACGUAGAAAAGGUUACCAAACUCAUAGAGGUACUGAGUGAAGCAGUGAGACGAAGGGUGCAAAGUUUACCCAGUAGAAGACUAUUUGUGGAACAAUCAGGCCUUAAUAAUGAAGCUGACAUAGCCAUACUUUUCUCUGGAGGGAUUGACUCUAUGAUUCUGGCUGUCCUUGCUGAUCGCCAUGUUUCUGCAGGCAAGCCUAUUGACCUUCUCAAUGUGGCCUUCAAACUCCAAGAGACAAAAAUGCAAACACAGUCCGCUAAAAAGGACAGAAUGCCAAAAAAAGACCAGACUGAUGAACACCCCAAACAAAGAGAUCAUAAUCUGACUCGCUGCUUUGACGUUCCAGACAGAAUUACUGGCAGAGCCGGACUGAUAGAACUUCAACACCUAAGCCCAGAACGCCAGUGGAACUUUGUUGAAAUCAACAUAACUCCCGAUGAGCUCAAAAGAAUGCGGCAAGAGCGCAUCAGCCACCUGGUGCAUCCUUUAGACACUGUUCUGGACGACAGCAUUGGCUGCGCUGUGUGGUUUGCUGCUCGGGGGAUCGGCAUGUCAAUGGACUGCGCAGAACAGAAGCCGCAUACCUCAACUGCCAAGGUCGUUCUGACGGGCAUUGGGGCGGACGAGCAGUUGGCCGGCUACUCCAGACACAGGGUGCGCUUUAAGAGCGACGGGAUGGAGGGACUGGUCAAAGAGCUGGCCAUGGAGCUUGGCAGAAUUUCAUCACGCAACCUGGGCAGAGAUGACAGGGUUAUUGGGGACCAUGGAAAAGAGGGCAGAUUUCCCUACUUGGACGAGGACGUUGUGAGUUUCUUGAACCAGCUGCCGGUGUGGGAGAAGGCUGACCUGACUCUGCCGCGGGGUCUGGGGGAGAAGCUGCUCCUGAGGCUGGCUGCCAAAAAGCUGGGCCUGGGGCCCGCUGCCAUCCUGCCCAAGAGGGCCAUGCAGUUCGGCUCCAGGAUCGCCAAGAUGGAGAACGGCCGCGAGAAGGCAUCGGAUAAGUGCAAAAGACUCGUGACAGAAUGAACCACACUCAACUAAUCAAUUUGGUUGAGUUUAUUUUAUAAAAUUACACAAUUUCUGAGGAAUGAAUUAGAAAAAAAGAGAAUCACAUCUGCCCGCCCCGCCCCAAUGAGACAUAUAUAUGUAUAAAGUAGUUACAUCCUUUUAAAGAGCAAGUCUUCAUGUUGUCUCUUUAAGCAGCACAUACAUUUGCUUAUUUUAAAAUGUCAAUGUAAAUAAACGCUAAUAUCUUGAA